Molecule: messenger RNA, 1554 nt
Organism: Ostertagia ostertagi
Lineage: Eukaryota; Metazoa; Nematoda; Chromadorea; Rhabditida; Trichostrongylidae
Source: the annotation of a GenBank genome assembly
UUGCAUCGCCGUUGGCUGCUGAACGUAUGGGUGCAGUGGCAUCAGCCAUGCCAGCUGCAAGAAGACGUGACGACAAGUCGUCAACGUCUCCUGAUCGCACUCGUAUCAAACUCCAGGACGAUGCACCUGUCAUACUAAACACUAUAGCCACCUCCAAGGUGGCUAUAGCACACUCAGGAAAUGACGCUGAUCUACAGAAAUAUUUGAAUAUCAUAAAAUCAUGCGAAUCCACUGAGAACCAUGUCGAAGUGGCUCGAGUACGUGUAAAUGAUAAAAUCAAAGAUCGUCUGCAAUUAAUUACGUUAAGAAAUCAGUGGCCACUCGUAUUCAUCAAGGGAGAUGCUAUAGGCGGAUUAGAAGAGCUGAAGAAACUUGCUGAUACAAAAAUAUUAGCUGAAUGGCUGAAGGAUCACAAAUAUGAUCUGAUUGUUGUUGGUGGCGGUUCUGGUGGUCUAGCUGCUGCGAAAAUGGCUGCGAUGCAUGGAAAGAAAGUAGCUGUUCUAGAUUUUGUUAAGCCCUCACCUCUUGGAACCACUUGGGGUUUGGGUGGUACUUGUGUAAAUGUUGGUUGUAUUCCUAAAAAACUCAUGCAUCAAGCGGCACUUUUGGGACAUUCAAUAAAAGAUGCUAAAAUGUUCGGCUGGAAAAUACCAGAAGGUGAAAUCAAUCACAGUUGGGAAAAUCUAAAGAAUGGUGUACAAGAUCACAUAUCUUCCCUGAACUGGGGAUACCGUGUUCAAUUGCGUGAAAAACAGAUAUCGGCUACGAAUAAGAAAGGGCAAGUGGAGGUGUUGACAGCAGAUCGCUUCUUGAUUGCCACCGGCCUUCGCCCACGAUAUCCUCCGGAUGUCCCCGGUGCACGUGAAUACUGUGUUUCAAGUGAUGAUCUUUUUUCGCUUCCUUAUCCUCCUGGAAAAACACUUUGUGUUGGUGCUUCCUAUGUUUCACUAGAGUGUGCUGGUUUCCUGCACGGUUUGGGCUAUGAUGUGACGGUAAUGGUUAGGUCCAUUCUAUUGAGAGGUUUUGAUCAAGACAUGGCUGAACGAAUCAGAGCGCAUAUGAAAGAAAGUGGCAUUAAGUUUGAAAACGCUGUCCCGACUCGAAUAGAAGAGAUAGAGCCUAAAACCAAGACGAAAGCUGGACGAAUCCGUGUGCACUUUGCGAGAAAAGUGUCGGAUACUGAAACUGAGGAGCACAGUGAAGAAUAUAAUACCGUUGUGAUGGCAAUCGGCCGAGAUGCUAUGACGAAAGAUAUCGGUCUGGAUGUAGUUGGUGUGGAGACAGCUCGCAAUGGAAAGGUAAAAGCCCGACGAGAGCAGUCUAUAACCUGCCCAUACGUUUACGCCAUCGGCGACGAGCGGGUAAUUGGCUUUCAUAUACUGGCACCGAAUGCUGGUGAAAUUACUCAAGGUUUCGGAAUUGCUUUGAAGUUAGGAGGAACAAAAGCAGAUUUCGAUCGCCUAAUCGGUAUUCAUCCGACUGUUGCUGAGUGCUUCACAACGCUAUUUCAAGUGAAGGUGCCGGGUGGCGAAGAACUGAAAGCAUCGGGUUGCU